CUGUUCGACGAGUCCACGGAAGCAACCCGGAUGUGCUUGGGGAGCAGUGUUGGCAGUCUGCGCGCUGAGGUUUGGGCGCCCUUGGGGUGCUGAGGGCUAGGCUGAUGGCUCAGGACUGGGCGGGAUUCUCCGAGGAAGAGUUGAGGAGACUAAAGCAGAAUAAAGAUCCAUUUGAACCUCAGCGCCGUGUCCCUGUGAAAAAAACUCGACAACAGAUUCAGCGAGAAAAGGCCCUUCUAGCACAGAGCCAAAAGCUUGGUCUCCAAGAUGGGUCAUUACCUCCAGAGCAGCUACUCUCCACACCCAAGCAGGGAGCGAGCAAUCAGAAACCACGUCCUCCUUCCUCAGAUGCCCCUAGUCCUCUCACGCUUCCCGCUUCCCCUGGAAAUGGAAAGCCACCAGGUGUUGAAAGUCAACCACGGGAACCAGGACUUGAGAAUUCCCAUCAUGGUCACAGAAAUGCUGAGAUCCGAACUCCAAAGCCAAAUUGCCAAGUGGAGAAAAAGAAAAUGGAAUUGCAAGAAAAAUCUCGGUGGGAAGUCCUCCAACAAGAACAGCGACUAAUGGAAGAGAAAAAUAAACGUAAGAAAGCCCUUUUGGCUCAAGCAAUUGCGGAAAGAUCUAAAAGGACUCAAGCAGAGACUAUAAAACUAAAGAGGAUCCAGAAGGAGUUACAGGCCUUAGACGACAUGGUGUCGGCUGACAUUGGAAUCCUCAGGAACAGAAUUGACCAGGCCAGCCUAGAAUACUCCUAUGCACGGAAGCGCUACGACCGGGCUGAAGCGGAGUACAUUACAGCAAAGCUGGAUUUACAGCGUAAAACUGAGGCAAAAGAGCAGCUCACCGAACACCUCUGCACCAUCAUCCAGCAGAACGAGCUCCGGAAGGCCAAGAAGCUGGAGGAGCUGAUGCAGCAGCUGGACGUGCACGCCGAUGAGGAGGCUUUGGAGCUGGAGGUGGAGGUUGAACAGUUGCUUCGAGAACAGGAAGCGGAGGCAGGCAAGCGAGUGGUUCCUGUAGAGAGGCUGUGCCAGCCUGGUGUGGGGAGUGUGUCUUCAGGAGUGAUUGAAGAGAACAAAGAGCCUCGAGAGCAAGCUGGGUCUCCACAGGCAGACAAGCCUGGCAGACACUGCAGCAGCACUCCCCCUAGACCAGACUGCUCAGAUGGAGCAGCCCAGAACUCUUCAGCUGCUGUGGCCACAUGAGGGGCUGGCGGUGUUUUCAGUUACUGUGUCCUGCGGUAAUUGUAGCCUGCCUGAUAAAACAUCUCUAAACCUGUUUGUAUUUGAAUCCGUGC
Molecule: messenger RNA, 1297 nt
Organism: Acomys russatus (golden spiny mouse)
Lineage: Eukaryota; Metazoa; Chordata; Mammalia; Rodentia; Muridae
Gene: Gorab
Product: golgin, RAB6 interacting
Exons: 5
Coding region: 105-1205 (366 amino acids)
Biological process (GO): non-motile cilium assembly
Source: RefSeq, a predicted model, not a curated record